Messenger RNA from Hevea brasiliensis (rubber tree), 459 nucleotides. RefSeq lists its product as uncharacterized. NCBI's taxonomy places the organism in Eukaryota, Viridiplantae, Streptophyta, Magnoliopsida, Malpighiales, Euphorbiaceae. The record is from RefSeq and is a predicted model, not a curated record. The transcript is spliced from 2 exons. Bases 1 to 459 code for a protein of 152 amino acids.
AUGGAAGAGAAAUUAUAUGAUGAACUGGCUAUUACAUAUAGGGCACUUGCUAAAAACAAACGGACGAAAACAAAUGGUGCUGGUGGUGAAAAUGGAAAUGGAAAUGGACUUGAAACUAUUGGAGGAUUGAUUUCAGGUGGAGAAGAAGGAUUGACUGCAGUGGAAGGUGGUGGAAAUGUAUGUGAUGGUGUUACUGGUGGUGGUGAUGGUACUGAUGAUGAACAUGAACAUGGCCGCGGUGGUGGUGGCGCACACGCCACAGGCGGUGGUGGCGGCGGCGGUGGUGGUGGUGGUGUACACGCCACAGGUGGUGGAAUUUUCGGUGGCGGCGGUGAUCCAGGACAAAUAUUAGGUCCACAUCCGUUUUUUUCAGGUGGUCGAAUGGUGGGUGGCGUCAUCACCGGCGCUUCUUGGAGUAACUUAAACUUACGUGAAGCGUCUCCUGACUUGACCAUGUGA